AUGCACGAUUUUGUUCACCAACCAGGAGAUAGCACUGCCAACGCCCCAGCCCAGUCCAUCAUGAAAAUGCAUUCAACUGAACACAAAGUAUUCAACGACUCUUCGGAUGGCUCUUACGAAGAGCAGCACUCUGUGGAUGCUUCCUACUACUCUAAUAACAUCUCUCUCUCGAAUGGAGAGAACGGUGCUGAACAGCCUGCAAGCAGUGAAGAAUUCAAAAGCAGCUCGAGCAAAUCUCCUUUCAUUCUCUUCCCACUUAUAUCUAAGUUGUCCAAGUGUACUCUUGUUGAUAAGGGAUUAUUUAAUGUAUUUAAUCUUGGAUUUUCAUUCUUCUUAUUAUUCUGUUCAUAUGAAACAACUCAAAACUUCUUAACUACAAUCAGGGAAGAAGAGGGAUUUAUUGCUUUAUUUGUUUUAUAUACAGCAUUUGCAUUUGCAAGUUUUGUUUCUCCUUCAUUUUGCACACUAGUUGGAGAAAAAAUUACAGUCAUUAUUGGAAGCUCUGGAUAUAUUUUGUUUGUGUUCUCGGCAGCAAUUGAAAGCUCUGCUUUAUUAUAUCUAACUGCCGCGUAUAAUGGUUUUUGUGCCGCUUUGCUUUGGACCAGUCAAGGAAGUUUACUGACAUUGUCUGCCAAUUACUCGCAAGUGAUAAAUCGCAAACAAGUUGAAACGACAACAACAACCACAGAGAUUGGUUUAACAUCAAAAGAGUUUGAACUUGAAACCAUUGAAAAAGGAGAUUCUAGUAAUAUUAUUAAUAUUUCCCAUUCUAUUCCAGGAGAUGCUGACAUGGUGGAGAUAAAAAUCAAUAACGACGAAAUUGCGUCGCCCAUUCAACCUAACAAAACAGAUAAUAAUGCAAAAGAACAAAGCUCUCACAACGUUACUCGAUCUGUUGAAUUAAUGGGGAUUUAUAGUGGAAUUUUCUUUGGAAUUUAUCAAUUGAACUUCAUUGCUGGAAACCUAUUGGCUGGCUCCUUAAUUUCUGCAGGCUUUUCCAAUUUUUCUAUUUUCUUUAUCCUUGGAUGUUUGUGUGUAAUUGGAAUGCUGUCUUUGUUUACUCUUAGGUCCAUGAAGCCAUAUUCUCUUGUUCCAAAUAUUAACCAAACUGACACAUCAUCAAGCACAGAAGAACGUACUUCAGAAGUUUCAAGUAUUCAAAAGAGAAUGGAUUUUGUCAGGAAGCAAGGAGUUGAAUUUUUAAAGCUUGUUAAGGGUAGCAUUUUCGUUCUCCUUUCUAAAAAGAUGCUCAUAUUCUCGCUCAUUAGCAUUUACUCUGGGUUUUCUGCAUCAUUCUUUUAUGGAUCUCUACCACCAAUCAUUGGUAAAUCAAGAAUAGGUUGGGUAAUGAUUGUAUUUGGUGUCUCUCAGGUGUUGUGUGCGUUGAUUUCUGGAAAGUUAAAUGAUUUUAUCGGAAGAAGAGCAAGUAUGGUAAUGUCAAUGGUCAUCCACGCACUAGGAAUUGCAUUGUCGUUCCAAAUGGUUUAUUGGGGGCAAUAUGCCAAGCAUAAGGAAAUUUCAACCGAAAUUUACCUAUUAUUUUUUGCCACAAUGGGAGUUUUUGGAGGAGCUGAUGCCUUUCUAAUGAACUCAAUAUAUUCAAUAUUGGGCAGUAGAAAUUACUAUAAGAAGAAACAUACAAGUGAAGCUUUUUCAGCUUUCAGAUUUGUUCAGUCCAUCUCCACAGCAGUUGGAUUUGCCUUUGGAAUUAUUCUACAAAUUGUAACCAUUCAAUUUUUAUUAGUGGUUUCAUUUGUCAUGUGCAUUAUUGCGUUUUUAAUUCUAGAUGGAUUCAUUGCCAGUGUCGAUAAGGAAAAACGUACAAGACAGAGACAAAAGUCUACUAAGGCUGCACCAACCACUGAACAUGCUGUCCAUCCUGCCCUUGAGAUUUGA
Naegleria lovaniensis is the source of this 1896-nucleotide messenger RNA. RefSeq lists its product as uncharacterized. Gene Ontology annotation, molecular function: transmembrane transporter activity. The transcript has 3 exons. The record is from RefSeq and is a predicted model, not a curated record. Bases 1 to 1896 code for a protein of 631 amino acids. Gene Ontology annotation, biological process: transmembrane transport. NCBI's taxonomy places the organism in Eukaryota, Heterolobosea, Eutetramitea, Acrasida, Naegleriidae.